UAAAAAUAUAAAUAUAAAUAAAGUUUAUUAUUAUUGCGCGAAGGUUUGCACCGUCCAUCAAUGGCGAAUCUGAAAACCGAUUCCCCCCUCUCCACCCGCAUCGCCCGUUCUUUCCUUCACUUCCUCAGCUCCGUUGAACCGUCGGAUGGAGUUGACAGUGAAGCGCUUGAAGUUGCAAAGGAAUGCUUGGCGGAGGUUUUUAAGAUUGAUCAGUCUUCAAUUGGUAGUCAGUCGAAAAUCGACUCGCUAGUCGACAUUUUCAGUUCUAGAGAAGAAUCUGAGAGGCGUUUCGGUAACAAUGGUGAUUCUGAGGCGCCGACUUUGUCUAGUGGGAAGAAUUCUGGAGUUUCAGUGGCACCACAAUCAUCGGAUAAGGACAGGACAAGGGAGCCACAUUCACUUGGAAAAGAUGAACUUUUUGGGCAGUUCUUUGGUGCUCUUGAAAAGCUCCACUAUUUCAGAAGAAUGCCUGAUGGGAAUGAUGAUCAGAUCCAGCUUGACAGAGCAACAUAUCUAUUUCAUAAUGCUGUGCAGGAAAUGCAAACAGCAGGAUGUCAAACUUUUGAUCAGAAAAUGCUGGCAGAGACCUUUAAGACACAAGGUAACAAGGCCAUGCAGUCUAAACUCUACACAGAAGCAGUUGAACUAUAUACUUUUGCCAUUGCUCUAUGUGAUGACAAUGCUGUUUACUACUGCAACAGGGCAGCUGCAUAUACCCAGAUUCAACUAUAUGAUGAAGCAGUUCAAGAUUGUUUGAAAUCCAUGGCAAUCAAUCCAAAUUAUAGCAAGGCUUAUAGUCGCUUGGGAUUUGCUUACUAUGCCCAAGGGAAGUACAGGGAUGCGAUUGAUAAAGGAUUUACAAAAGCCUUGCAGCUGGAUCCUAAUAACGAUUCAGUGAGAGAAAAUAUUCGGGUUGCCGAACAGAAGCUGAAAGACGAGCAACAUAGAGCAGGAUCUGGUCAGAGUUCGACCUCCACGAGUCAUGGACAGUCCAGCCACCAACAUGAAGGUCGACCAAGAAGUAGUUCGGCAUCAGCACCUCCACCUCCAUUUUCCAUGCCUUUCAACAUGAAUGGUUUUCCUCCUGAUAUCACUAGCAUGAUGAUGAAUAUGACUGGCAACAUAUUCCCUGAACACUUUCAAGAUGGACCUGAGGGAGCGAGUCAAGCUGGUCCACACGACGAGCCAGGAGUCACAGUAGGUGGCAAUGUAAAUUUCAACGUCAAUGAGCUGCCUGAGGAGAUAUCUGGUGCUUUCAGGUCUAUGAUGGGGAUGUUCUCUGGAGCAACACCCGAUGGGAAUCAACAAGAUAACAACAAUGGAAGACCAGCUCCGAGCUGAGACAGCGAUUUAGUGCUUGAACAAACGCAUGUGGAAUCCUGAAACUCGAUCUCUACUUUUGAACGUCAGGUGGUUGUUAUUGUAACCCUACCGCAGUUUUACUCAAUAGAUUUGCAUUUGCAGGAGCAGAAUCUGGGUUGCUGGAAGUAUAAUGCAAAUUCAGGUAAAUUUUUGAAUGAUCUGCAAUGAUGCCGCAUCAGUUUGUUCGAGAAGGAUAUUUUUCUCUUAUUUAAGUAUAGUGCUAUUUUUUCGUUUCUUUUUUUCUUAUCCUUAUAUUUUAACCAAUUUUAGGUUCUCGCUGGUAUUUUCUGAUUCUGACACAUUUAAUUUGUGUACAAGGAUGAUAUGUAAUUAAUUUUCCUUUUUAUUUUUA
This is a messenger RNA of Salvia miltiorrhiza (redroot sage), 1714 nucleotides long. RefSeq lists its product as uncharacterized. The transcript is spliced from 10 exons. Lineage: Eukaryota; Viridiplantae; Streptophyta; Magnoliopsida; Lamiales; Lamiaceae. Gene Ontology annotation, molecular function: molecular adaptor activity; protein binding. The record is from RefSeq and is a predicted model, not a curated record. The coding region runs from base 61 to 1341 and encodes 426 amino acids. Gene Ontology annotation, biological process: post-translational protein targeting to endoplasmic reticulum membrane. Gene Ontology annotation, cellular component: membrane; TRC complex.